Magnolia sinica is the source of this 4504-nucleotide messenger RNA. Its product is annotated as putative disease resistance protein RGA1. Gene Ontology annotation, molecular function: ADP binding; protein binding. Bases 36 to 3569 code for a protein of 1177 amino acids. The record is from RefSeq and is a predicted model, not a curated record. Gene Ontology annotation, biological process: defense response to other organism. The transcript has 2 exons. NCBI's taxonomy places the organism in Eukaryota, Viridiplantae, Streptophyta, Magnoliopsida, Magnoliales, Magnoliaceae.
AUCCCAAUACCAUCUUCUCUCUGGUUUCUCUGGCCAUGGCAUCAGUUCUUGUAUCCUCCCUUCUUUCAUCCCUCACUACCAACUUGAAUUCCUUACUCCAACAAGACUCUGAAUUCCUUAGACAUGUUAUCAAAGAUCUCAAAUUUCUCUUGAAUUCCUUCUCCUCGAUGAAAGCGGCAGUCGAGGUCGCAGAAUCAAUGCAAGCAAAGGAUCAGAGAAUUUCAGCUUGGCUUACACAGCUCAAAGAAGCGGCCUACAUCGCCGAUGACAUCAUAGACGAGCUCGCAUUCGAAGUUCUUCGAUCGAAGACGGAGGAUGCAAUUGCAGAAGAAAACCAUACGCGUGAAUUCUCAUUCUCUCUCCAGUCAUGCAUGGAUACGAUGAAGGAGAUCAGGGAAAUGAUGAAUGAGAUUGUGUCGGAUGGGGCUAUGUUCGACUUGGGUUUCGCUGAGAAGCGGCUUGAGUCCGAUGGGGAGCAAUGGAUGGGUUCUGUUUCUCAAGAAUUUCGAGUUUUUGGGAGGGAGAAGGAUACAGAGAAUGUUGUGGAGUUGUUGAUGAACGGCGGAGAUCCUUUCAUCGUUCCGAUAGUGGGUCUCGGUGGAAUUGGCAAGACGACGGUUGCGCGAUUAGCUUAUGAUGAUGAGAGGGUAGAGCGGAAUUUCGAAAUACGGAUGUGGUUCUCUAUGUCGGAGGAUUUCGAUUUGGAGACGCUUACGAAAGAAAUCGUGGAUCGUGCGAUCGGUGGCGAACAUUGGAUAUCUGGGGUGUAUGAACUGGAGCGAUGCCUCCGAGAAAAGCUAGGCGGGAAGAGGUUCUUGAUUGUGUUAGAUGGCGUGUGGAGCGGAGAUCGGAGGAAGUGGAAUCGACUGAGGAAUUUGUUGGCAUGUGGAGCGAAAGGUAGUAAAAUCAUUGUAACUGCCAGAACAGAGGUGAUGGCGUCGAUCAUGGACAUGACAGUCCCAUACCUUUUGGAGCAUUUAUCAGAUGAUGAUUGUUGGGCCUUGUUUAAGUAUGAAGUAUUUGGGGUGGAAAGCUUAGAAGAAUUUCCGAAUUUGGCUGCGAUCGGUGAAGAGAUUGUGAAGAAGUGCAGAGGUGUGCCUUUGGCAGUGAAGGCUGUAGGAAGUAUUCUCCGCUUCAGAAGAGAGGAGAUUGAAUGGUUGGUUAUCAAAGAUAGUGAAAUUUGGAACUUACCUGAAGAUGAAGGAAUUUUCUUACCUGCUUUGAUUUUGAGUUAUAAUCGUCUGCCCUUACAUUCCAAGGAAUGCUUUGCUUAUUGUUGUGUAUUCCCUCGAGGUCAUGAAAUCGAAAAGGAAAAAUUGAUCCAGUUGUGGAUGGCGAAUGGUUUCAUUCCAUCCAGAGGAACAAUGGAGCUGGAAGAUAUCGGGCAUGAGAUGUUUGUUGAAUUGCUCUCGAGGUCUUUCUUCCAAGCCACAGAGAAAGAUGAAGAUGGCCACGUAGAGAAGUACAAAUUGCACGAUGCUGCAUAUGAUCUCGCACGAUCGGUUAUGGGAGCUGAAUGUAUGAAAGCGGAUGCUGAGGAAGCACCCAAAUUUUCUCCGGCGAGGAUCCGUCAUUUAUCUUCUUCUGAUGUAACUUCAGCAGAAAAAGCUCUCGAGUCCUUGCACAAAGCCCAAAAACUGCAUUCGUUCCUCUUGCUAUCCAAUUACGAUGAGACCACAAGUCUGUGUAGAAGGUUGCUGUUUCCUCAUUACAUCUCUGAGUUCAGAUUCUUGCGCGUGUUGGAUCUGAGACACACUGACAUUAAGAUUUUGCAAAUUCCGAUGGACAAUUUGAAACAUUUACGGUACCUCGAUCUAUCUUAUUCUAACAUUGAAGCAUUGCCUGAAUCCAUUAGCAGCCUCCGAAACUUGCAGACAUUGAAAUUAAGAGGUUGUGCAAUGCUUCACCAGUUACCCAAGAACAUGAAGGACAUGGUCAAGCUUAGACACCUUGAUAUCAGCGAGUGCUGGUCUUUGUCUCACCUGCCCAAAAAUAUUGGGCAAUUAACCUGCCUCCAAUCACUAACUGCUUUCAUUGUAGGCCAGGAGAGUGGAUGUGGCAUUGAAGAGCUUCAGCACUUGAACCUCGGAGGAGUACUAAGGAUAACCAAAGUGGGGAAUGUUAGAAAUUCGACUAAAGCCAGGGAAGCAACUUUGAUUGCCAAACAGAAUCUCCUCUCAUUAGAAGUAUGUUGCCAGGAGUGUCGUAAUGUUGUUGCGAGAGGAAAUUUUGAGGAGGUUCUUGAAGGCCUUGAACCCCAUCCAAAUCUGAAAAGAUUGGAUAUAAGCUAUUACAGCGGAAUCAAAUUUCCACGUUGGAUGAUGGAUUCCACGCUCACGAACUUGGAGAAGAUUUCACUAUUCGUAAGUGAAGAAUGUGAGAUUGAGUUUCUCCCACCGUUUGGACAACUACCUUUCCUCAAGGUACUUGUAAUAGCUAACAUGAAUGGUUUGAAGUGCAUUGGUGCUGUAUUCUAUGGUACAAGCUCGUCGAAAGCAUUCCCUUCAUUGAAGGAACUCACUUUGCGAGGGAUGGCCAAUUUGGAGGAAUGGUCAGGAUUCGAGGGAAGAGAAGCAUUCCCUAGCCUUCGCAAAUUGACCAUCGACGGAUGUCCUAAGUUGUCUACCUUGCCAUGGCUUCCAUCUCUUGAAGAAUUAGAUAUAAGAGAUAGCAAUGGGAAGGUAUUAAGGUCUGUGAUGAAAUUCACCUCGCUUUCCUCUCUUUGCUUAGAUGAAUUUCCGGAGACUGUGUCUCUACCAGAAGGGUUGCUACGAAAUCUUACUCAUCUCAAGUCUCUAACUAUUAGCAGAUUCCCAGAGCUCACAUCAUUGCCUGACGAAAUGAAAAACCUCACCUCUCUUGAGUCUUUGUCUAUUUAUGCAUGCAUGAAUCUAAUUUCACUACCAGAUGAUUGGCCAUGGCAAGGUUUGACAUGUCUUCGACUCCUAUCGAUUUGGUAUUGCCGCAAUAUGCCAUCUUUGCCCGAAGGCUUGCAAUACCUAACUUCUUUAAGGACACUAGACAUCUAUGGCUGUGAUAAGUUGGCAUCUUUGCCAGUGGGACUACGACAAAUCACCACUCUCCAAGAUUUACGCAUCGGUGAAUGUGAUGUUCUGACGUCAUCUUUGCCAGAGUGGCUACCGCAUGUCAACAACCUCCAAGACCUAAGCAUUGUCAGGAGUCCGAGUCUAAUGUCUCUGCCAGAGUCUAUAAGAAACCUCACAUCACUAAAAUGUAUCAACAUUCAGGAGUUGGAUAACCUGACAUGUUUACCAGACAGUAUGCGACACCUCACUGGCCUCCAAACGCUCCAGAUUGCAAGAUGUCCCAAGUUGUCUUCUUUGCCUGAGUGGGUGCAAGAUCUCACAUUGCUUUGCCACUUGUUGAUUUGGUCCUGCCCUGCUAUCACGUCUUUGCCAGCAGCAGUGCAACACCUCAAUGCACUUGAAUAUCUGAGUAUUGGGGAUUGUCCACAUUUGGAGAGACGAUGCCAGAAGGGGACGGGCGAAGAUUGGCACAAGGUAGCACAUGUCCCACGUAUCAUCAUUAAGGGCCGAUAUGAUAAUUAGAACCACUCAUCCUUACUAUCAGGUGAAUGGCCUUCUUGGCUCAUAAUUCUGAGAGGGUUGAAGAGAAUGCGAAACAGAAAACAGAAACCUGAGAAGAUGAUAUUAGAACCAAUUGAUGAGCUUAGUCAAGAUGGGUUUGAUAGCGGUCCAGUUGUUUAGGUGCUGGAUGCUUAGAUCCAGGUUCUGCUCAUCGAUUCAUGUCCCUGGCUAUUCUAUCAGCAGAUUCAACACCAAUGUAGCCUUGAGAUUUUCCAGCCCCAAGAGCACAUGCUAACCUCACCUUGAAUCUAACCCGGAAAAACUCAGGCUGGUCAACUCUUCAGCGCCGCCAUCCCUGUAUGAAAACAAUGUUCCCCGAGGGUCUACUUUAAAGUACCUGUGUGGCACGCCUGUUUAGUGUACCAGCCUGAUUCUUAAUCCUGGUCAGCUUCAGGAUGUGGCCCACCUAAUUCAUAGCUCAGAUGUGGUGUACACUUGUCAUUGGCGGAUCUUCCGCAUGUGACAAGGGUGCCUGUGCUGGUGUAAUCUUCGACUUUCCAUUAUCAUGUUGAUUUUCUGCUUGUGUAGUAAAUCUUUCCACUGUAAUCAAUAAAGGGUGAUAUAUAUCAGAUAUAGCUAUCUCUUUCUUUCUGUUUGUGUAGACCAGAGAUUGUGGUGCAUCACUGCUACUUCAUAUUAGGAUCUAUGGAGCCUGAUCAUCAGAGGUGUCUAGCUCAUCCAGCCAUCAGAUGAUAAGUUCGUUUUUUCACUUGGAAUUUUAUGUAAACCUUAGUUUGUUUGAGGUAAUAUAUAUUCUGUCAAGAGAGAGAGAGAGAGAGAGAGAGAGAGAGAGAGAGAGUUGUUAUUGUAUUGAGAGCUACUACUUCGUUUUUGCCUUUGAACAUAGUGGAUCAGUGUGAAUCAAUGGACAUACCAAAAGGGAACCACAUAAACCG